CCGGGGAGCGGUCGUAUGGUCCGCGCGCGCGGGGUGCUGUGCCGGGCCUGCCUCGCGCUGGCCGCGGUCCUGGCUGUGCUGCUGCUGCUGCCGCUGCCGCUGCCGCUGCCUCGCGCGCCCGCACCGGACCCCGGCCGGGUCCCGACCCCGGGCCUGAUCCUCGAGGUCUCCCGCCUGCAGCCCGACGACAUCUUCAUCGCAGUCAAGACCACUCGGAAGAACCACGGCCCGCGCCUGCGGCUGCUGCUGCGCACCUGGAUCUCACGAGCCCCACGGCAGACGUUCAUUUUCACGGAUGGAGACGACCCUGAGCUCCAGCUGCUGGCAGGCGGCCGCAUGAUCAACACCAAUUGCUCUGCUGCGCGUACCCGCCAAGCCCUGUGCUGUAAGAUGUCGGUGGAAUACGAUAAGUUCAUAGAAUCGGGACGGAAAUGGUUCUGCCACGUGGAUGACGACAACUACGUGAACUCCAAACGCCUGCUGCGCCUGCUUGCCACCUUCCCUUCCAGCCAGGACGUCUACCUGGGGCGACCCAGUCUGGACCACCCCAUCGAAGCCACUGAGAGGGUCCAGGGCGGCGGCACCUCAAACACAGUGAGAUUCUGGUUUGCCACUGGUGGCGCUGGGUUCUGUCUGAGCAGGGGCCUUGCCCUCAAAAUGAGUCCGUGGGCCAGCCUAGGCAGCUUCAUGAGCACCGCCGAGCGCGUGCGGCUGCCUGACGACUGUGCCGUGGGCUACAUCGUGGAAGGACUCCUGGGGGCCCGUCUGCUUCAUAGUCCCCUGUUCCACUCCCACCUGGAAAACCUGCAGAGACUGCCAUCCGACGCUGUUCUACAGCAGGUAGCAGACACUCCCACCCGGGCCUUACAUCUCCCAGGGGUCUCCCGGCUGCGCAAGGCUUAGG
This is a messenger RNA of Acomys russatus (golden spiny mouse), 904 nucleotides long. It is a transcript of the gene Rfng, whose product is annotated as RFNG O-fucosylpeptide 3-beta-N-acetylglucosaminyltransferase. Lineage: Eukaryota; Metazoa; Chordata; Mammalia; Rodentia; Muridae. The coding region runs from base 16 to 903 and encodes 295 amino acids. The transcript is spliced from 6 exons. Gene Ontology annotation, cellular component: membrane. The record is from RefSeq and is a predicted model, not a curated record. Gene Ontology annotation, molecular function: O-fucosylpeptide 3-beta-N-acetylglucosaminyltransferase activity. Gene Ontology annotation, biological process: regulation of Notch signaling pathway.